CCGUCUUGCAUCACCCCCGCCAUCAAUUGGACUCCUUUUUCGACUUUCCCUUCCGAUCCACUUCCUUCACUGACACACACCGGCACGGGGCGGAAACGCACACUAACGCUGACGAGGCUGUGAAUGGUCUGAUGGACGAGCGAGUGAUUGCUGAAGGCAUUCCGCUGUGUACUUGUAUAAAGCGGCCUUUGUGUCUCUUCAUCUUUGUCCCGGUAUUCCUUCUUUGGAUCUUGCCACUCCAGUAUACUCUACCGCCAACCUUUCGCGAGCCCGCUGAAACAUUGGAAUGCUCCGCGAAUCAUUCCCUGCCGCCACUUCUGCAAGCCAAGGCUGCGGGGAACCUUCCGGACAUGCAAUGGACACUGACAGCCAGCUUGGCCACGUUCUGGCUGCCAUUCAAACAUCCCGACCAGUUUUGAUCAAGGUUGCCAGAUUCCUCUUGUCGGAAUGUCGACAAAGAUCAGCGCCUGGAACCGCGGUGCAGUCGAUGACUUUGAGCUCGCUCUUCAAGCCCUCGCUUGCCGGAAAACGCAAGCGCUCCGUUACACAUUUCGAGGGCAUCCCAAUAUCGGCCAUCUCUGCCCCGUCCCUUUCCCCAUCUCUCUCAUCUUCACCCACCUUUACCCCUACUUCCUCUCCGGCAGACUUUCGACUUCAUUCCAAAUACAAUGACAACAUUCAGGGGCGGAGGUUAGUCUCGCUCAAGCUGGCGAUGGGCUUCUACCAGAGCAUGUCGGGUCUGUCUGUUGGGGAACAAGGAGGCUCCUGGUGUUCGAAUAACUCGAGAGGAGAUGAUGAUUAUCAGUUCGCAUAUGGUUAUCUAAACCAAGAACAGAAGCCGCAAAUUGAGGACGACUCGGAGGGUGACGACGACGACGACAUUGAAACCGACAGCGAUGAUGAGGACGAUGUCGUCCUAGUCUUUGACCACCCUACCUGGUGAUUAUCUAUCUUAGUAUCUGCCAAGCAUCUCGUAGAUCCGUACUGUACUGUAUAACCCAUAGUUGAACGCAUGCAUCAUUCCCCUAA
Cryptococcus amylolentus CBS 6039 is the source of this 1029-nucleotide messenger RNA. RefSeq lists its product as hypothetical. The transcript is spliced from 3 exons. The coding region runs from base 287 to 943 and encodes 218 amino acids. The record is from RefSeq and is a predicted model, not a curated record. NCBI's taxonomy places the organism in Eukaryota, Fungi, Basidiomycota, Tremellomycetes, Tremellales, Cryptococcaceae.